AUGGCAAGCACAGCAAAGGCCGUGGCCUUUUCCCCGGCUCCCUACCAUAUCAUCACCUAUGGAACACUCUUGGGAACGACGUUCUUUCACUCUUUCAUCAAUGGCAUCGUAAUGUUCAAGGCCGUUGACCGUGCCAGCUUCUCCGCCAUCCAGCAAAAGCUCUUCCCCAUCUACUUCGGCCUUCAGACUGUUCUACCCGGUGUACUCGCUCUAACAUUCCCUGGAAACACUCUCAUUGGUCUCGCAAAUGGUCCCGCUGGUUUGGUGUCGGAAUUUGCCCGCUGGCACUCCCUGUUGCCCAUUAGUGCCAUGGCUAUCACCGGUGCUAUCAACCUGACUGUUCUCCUGCCUAUGACUGUUGAGGUUAUGAAGAAGCGACGUGGACAAGUCAAGCGAGAUGGUAAGGAGUGGUAUGCUGAGGGUCCUCACUCAGACGAGAUGAAGACUCUGAACAGAAAGUUCGGCAUGCUUCACGGCAUCUCAUCUCUGCUCAACCUGGCUACGUUUGUGGCUGCUAUCGGAUACGGGUUCACUCUUGGAGGUCGCGUUCUGUCUGUUGCAGACCUUGCCUAA
Molecule: messenger RNA, 573 nt
Organism: Fusarium coffeatum
Lineage: Eukaryota; Fungi; Ascomycota; Sordariomycetes; Hypocreales; Nectriaceae
Exons: 4
Coding region: 1-573 (190 amino acids)
Source: RefSeq, a predicted model, not a curated record